Molecule: messenger RNA, 1659 nt
Organism: Trichosporon asahii var. asahii CBS 2479
Lineage: Eukaryota; Fungi; Basidiomycota; Tremellomycetes; Trichosporonales; Trichosporonaceae
Exons: 7
Coding region: 1-1659 (552 amino acids)
Source: RefSeq, a predicted model, not a curated record
AUGAAGCGCAGCGCCGACCAUCUGAACGAGGAAGAGGAUGACUUCGCUUGGAUCCCUCGCUUCCCCAGCCGGGCCGAACGCCAGCCGCCGCCGUCGCCGCCCACACCGGAGUGCUUGGGCAAGUUGGCCUCCUGGUGUCCCUCGGACGACCAACCGGAGGACAUCCUGCAGUUCAUCCGCAUGAGGCGGCGCUCGAUGGACCUGCCGACCCCGAAUCUGGCCCCCUCGCCGACCCGCCCUACGACAACCAAACCGAAGAGCGGCCGUGCGGUGACGUUCAACAGCAGGUACGGCCCCAGCGGCACAGCGCAGCAGCUGUUCGACAAGAAGCUGCGCGAGGCUCGCCUGAAGAGGGACGCGAAAGCGUCGGCCGCCCCUAGCCGACCCCCCUCUUCAAACUCUACCGGCGGCGGUCUCUCCGCUGGGCAGCCAGAACCUGGCCCAUCAAAACCACGGGAGUCUGGUUCCUCGGCGUCGCCUGGCGUCUCUGCGCACCCCGGCCCUGCGCAACCCGAAACGAGGAGCAAGCGGGCACGGACAUCGGCCACGAGGAUGGGCCAGGUGAUCAAGACCAACAUGGACCCUUCCUCGAGCGUCCCGGACCGCCUAAGCUCCGACGGCAAGGGCAACGCUGCGGAGACAAACCGCGAGGUGGUCACUGGCCACAUGCGCCGCAUGCUGAAGGAGUUGUGCAACGGGGGACGAGCGGAGCGAGAGCUGCGUCUCUACAGGCGAAACCGCCGGCGCGCUGAACUCGAGGAGCCCAUACUUUCUCCCGGUCCGGGUCCGGCACCCCCAAUACAACAGCCGACGACUGGCGCCAGGCUCCAGGGAACACACCCUUACAGGCGCCCUGCGAGGAGCUCGGCAACACCGACGCCCGACCUCGGCACCAGGGUGGCCCUGGAAGCGGUCGCAGACCUGCAGGACGAGGCCCGAGGAUCUGCAUCAGUCGGGGCAAGCAGUGGCGAAGACAGAAGUGGCGUCGAUUUGGCCCGCGAGCCGCUGUACCCGAAGGGUGAGGACAAAGCCGGCGACGCCGUUGCUGUUGCGGGGGAAGCGAGCGUCAGUGACGCGGAGUCGACCUCGGAGACUUCGGGAGCUGGCGAUGAGCCCAUUUCGGAACUGGACCAAGACAACGGCGCGAUCUCUUCGGCGCGUCAGCGUAUCGACUACCUGGCUCUCGCGGCGGGAGAGAAGACCGUCAAUGUCCGGUUGCGCACCGCGAAGUGGGAGUACACCGCCGACGAGGCGACCGUGCGGCGUUUGAAUACUCGUCUGCACGGACCAGGAGCAACAGUCAUCAAGAGGAUCUGUCUACCAAUGCCCCGCCGCGCAGUGCGAAAGGUCGCAGCGGGGAAGAAGACGGUGUCGCUCAGACUCCGGAUCCUCGUGCCUCCUGACACGCCCUUCCCGUCCUCCGAUCAAGUCUUCGUUCGGGCUCACCCCCAGAACGAGGAUCCGUUCACGUUUGGGCGAGAAGAUCUUGCGGGCAAGCAGAAGGAGGACUGGGACGACUGGAUCGGGUGGGUUGACAGUGUCCGCAGUGACCGCCUCGGGCACAAAACGAGUAUAAGUCGUCAACCCGAACCUGACCCCGCUUCUGCCGCUGAGCAGCCCAGCACGAGGCCCCGGUUCUCUUUCUCCAAGUUGCCUUGA